UUCUUCAACAGUUUCAGGAAGUGAGGGUGAAAUCAGGAAACUCAAUGUUGCUAUUGAUAGAGCAGUGAAAGCUAACGUAUUCUUGUUUGAGGAGCUCGUUGGAUUUGCUUUUUUGAAGGGGAAUCAAAAGACUCUAUUCUUUGAACGAUGUUCCUUGUGAACUGAUAUUAAACACCUUUAAGACACCAUAACCAUGGAAGAGCAAAUCUCUUGUGGGAACUCAGUUAAUUCCACAGCCCUCUCAAACCACGAGGUGCUAAUUCUGCACACUGUUGACGCACAGGAAUGGGCAACAUAUUUGCAGCAGAUCAUGCGAAAGAGCUCCAAGAAGUUCCACAAGAGCUCCAUUUUACUUUAUACCAUCUCCUCAGCUGAUCAGCUCCAUGGUUCCAACUUUAAAAAAAAUCUCCACAAUUUCAAAUGCAUCGUGCUGCUCCUCACCGGAGGAUUCAUAGACUUAAUGUCCGAGCCUGAGCUGAGCGGAAGCCUUCAGGUGCUGCUCCAGCCAUCGCACAGAGUGGUGGCGCUGUUGUGUGGUGUGACUGAAGAAGACGUACUCACAGCUGAUCACUUUGAAGACUGGUCAAGUUGGAAGAAACUGCAUGCUGAGGAUGACCCUGCUCUCUAUGUCUCUUCCAUUUUGGAGACAGUUUCUAACAAUGAUGAACAUGCAACCACGGGACUUUCAGUAAGCAAGGAAAUGAGCCCACAUUCACACCUCAACUGCCUCACUGUUCAACCAACCCGACUUCCGUGUGGGGCACAGGAACGUAUUUUUAUCAUCUUCAAUGAUAAAUUAGUGGGUCUCUCAUCACCACAAGUGGAGUUUUCUUCUAGAAAUAACGCACCAGAAUAUUUUCCAUGCACCGUUGUGAAUGACUACACAAUAAGUCUAACCGCACCAGAAAUGCCCGCAGGUGAGAUAUCACUCACCUUGUGCUCGAAGCAAUCACGUAUAAGCUUGAAGUGUGUUACAUAUUAUACCAACAUGGGAGAAGUCAGCCGCUGUCUUGAAAAUGCUGCCGAUCCCAUAAAUUUCCUCUGCCAGGCCUUCAAUUUGAUGUCCAAUUCAGUUGAGUUUUUGGACAACAUUUUAACUGACUCAAUAAAAUCCAAGAUGCCAGCAUGUCUUCAGCUGUUUGGGAUUGGGCAGAUAGAGGAGAACAAUAUGACGACAUAUAAGCGCAAUGAGGAACUUCCAACGUUGCUCCAUUUUGCUGCAAAGUAUGGUCUGAAGAAGUUGACGAGCAUUCUACUUCAGAUUCCCGGGGCGUUGCAAGCUUACAGCGUGAUGAACAAAAAUGGAGAUUAUCCAAACACGUUGGCGGAAAAGAAUGGCUUCCCAGAUCUCCGAGAGUUUAUUGAUGAAGUUGUUCUGACUGCAGAUAUGCUAAAAUCUGAUGAUCCAGAAGAGAGUACAGACGACUAUGAAGACAUGUCAACCAAAACGAGCUCAGGUUAUGCCAGCGACAUGUAUGUCUCAAUGCUGGGAAUAAACCCCGAGUGUGCAGACGAUCUAUAUGAAGUGAUGAAUGCCGCCGUGGAAACUCCAGAUGAUGUGAUGUUGAGGACGUUUUUUCAAGCGAAACCUCACAACGUUAUAGUCCAGGAUGAAAGAGAACCACCUAAUGGAGGCAAAAUGGAGUCCAAUGACCCGGAUGGAACUGAUCAUGAGUUUGACCCAUACGACCUCUUGAGUGAAGAUAUUUAUGAUACUUUGGAUGAAAAUAAUUGCCACAACGCAGCAGUCCUUUCCCGACCGCCGGCCCCGAUCCCGAGACCUGAAAUGAAGCCUGACCCCGAAAGGCCUGUCACUUAUAUUUCAAGAGUAUUUUCAGAUAAAGCGACGUCCCAAAGUCAAACGACGGAAACUUCAAAUCAGGAAGUUCAGUCUGCGACGGACCCCCCACCUGUGUAUGACUUAUUUGCCGGGAUGAAGACACCUGGUCAGAGACAACUCAUAACCCUGCAGGAGAAGGUCAAAGUAGGUCAAAUUACCGUGGAUGAAGCUGUCCGGGAAUUCAAAGCUUGGCAGCUGGACCAUGACAGCAGAGCAAGCUCAGUGCGCUAUCAACAGGAGAAUCUGAAAAAACUAAGAGCAAGCAUCAACAGGCGUCACAAUGAGAGAGACAAGUCAGGGAAGGAACUUGACUACGAGAUAAGCGCUCCACUGCAGAGAAAUUCCUUUUGGGGAGCCACCGUAACAUUGGAGUGCGCUGUAUACGACUCCACGCCCAGAACGCUGCUCCCGUCCUCCUCAGUAGCUCAGCCGAUCCAAAGAGGAAGUUGGAAGACCGGGAGUACAUCCAGUACAUCCAGUACUGAAAGCAACAGACUCAGCACUCAUAGCAACUUAAGCUACAGCAGCGGCCCAGAGCCUGAUUUAGAGGACUCUUCAGAAAGCCUCCCUCUUCCACCGAGACCUCCACGGCCUCCUGAUUCUGCUCCACUUAUUCCGCCUCGAAUUCCUCCGCGCAAUUCUCAAAGCACGUCGGAUAGCAUGUUGCACGAGCGUUAUGUCUCCUGCCUGACCCGGGUGCCUCCUCAAAGACCUCCUCAAAGACACAACAACUCUGCUCCUCCUCUUCCACGUCGAUUGCGGUGAUGGACUGUGGUCAAUUUCUUUCGUUAAAUCUGGAUUCAGUUUGUGUGUGUGAUGAAGAGUUUAUCCAGUUAGAAUUUCAGAUAUAAAUUGCACAUUAAAUCGGCUUUGAGUUUCAGGACAUUCAAUUAAAUAAAGUACAAUGCGUACGGUGUGUCAACCCAAAUAGCACAUUAA
Syngnathus acus (greater pipefish) is the source of this 2779-nucleotide messenger RNA. RefSeq names its product phosphoinositide-3-kinase adaptor protein 1 (gene pik3ap1). Gene Ontology annotation, molecular function: phosphatidylinositol 3-kinase regulatory subunit binding; signaling receptor binding. The record is from RefSeq and is a predicted model, not a curated record. The coding region runs from base 194 to 2605 and encodes 803 amino acids. Gene Ontology annotation, cellular component: cytosol. The transcript has 17 exons. Lineage: Eukaryota; Metazoa; Chordata; Actinopteri; Syngnathiformes; Syngnathidae.